Daphnia pulex (common water flea) is the source of this 1638-nucleotide messenger RNA. RefSeq names its product splicing factor ESS-2 homolog (gene Es2). Bases 1 to 1458 code for a protein of 485 amino acids. The record is from RefSeq and is a predicted model, not a curated record. Gene Ontology annotation, cellular component: catalytic step 2 spliceosome. The transcript has 4 exons. NCBI's taxonomy places the organism in Eukaryota, Metazoa, Arthropoda, Branchiopoda, Diplostraca, Daphniidae.
AUGGCUGAGCUUAAAAAAGGAGAAAAUUUAGCAUUGCAACAAGUUAAGAAAGAAGUGACGCUUUUUAAAGUCCCUUCGGCAGCUCAAGCCCCGAGAAAAAAGAAGAAAGUCCUUGAUGAAGACAGCUUCGUUCACAAACUGGAAUCUAUUAUUCAACGCGAUUUUUUCCCUGAUUUGACCAAGUUGCAAGUGCAGGCCGCCUAUUUAGAAGCUAUGGAAACAAAUGAUAUAGUCAAGCUAAGGGAAAUUUAUGAAAAAUACAGUGUUGGUCCUGGUGUUCACGAUUCACGUAGAGGACACGCCACCCCAUCAACAUUUGAAACACCUACAAGGGAUUUUCAAGAUUAUAUGUCUGUUCACAGUGCCUCUAGCACCACAUCCAAAAGAACGGCAAUAGAUGAUCAAGAAAGUCUCGAUGAAUUUCUAUUCAAAAAUACAAGUGAAGACAAUGAAAGCUUUGAGGAAAUGAUGGAUGAAGCCAAGCGGAAGCACAGACUAAAGUAUUCCUGGUUAUAUGAUGUUGAAGACAACAGCACGUCAAAGCAAGAUUCGACUUUGGCCCUUCCAUCUAUUGAAAAGCAGGCAAUUGAGGAUUCAAAGCCAGCAUUGAUUGAAACCUGGAAAUACAGAGUCAAAAACUCCAUUAUGUAUGUUCCUGAAGGAGCCCCAUAUACUCUGGAAGAAAGAGUGAAAUAUGCCCUUGACAAAGAUCAUAUUCAGUACGCCAAUACGCAUUACCAGUCGAACCCUUUCGACGAAUCCCGAAACAGAGAAGCGUUGCAUAAAGCAGCUCAAUUACAGACCAAUACGAGACAGGGUCAUGUGGACGUUGAUGGCAAGGAAAUAAAGUCCAACGCGCCACCCACAGUUAACGGGUUCGACUUCAUGAAAACACCUUCGCCAGUACCGGGUGUUGGUGAAUCACCCCUAAUGACUUGGGGAGAAAUUGAGGGAACCCCGUUUCGCUUAGAUGGUUCAGACACUCCUCUUCCGUCUUCCUCAGUUGGAGUUGGCGCCUUCCAGCUGCAGCCCGUGUCCGAGCGGGACAGAAUUGGCCACAAAUUGGCGGAAAAAGUCGGCCAAGGUUACCGAGAUCGCCGUGGAAGAAAUCGAUCCUCCGCUACUCCAAUGGCUUCACCCCGUUCUAGUAGCGGAACACCUAAAACCGCCGGAACUUUGAGCCAAAGAAUUGCGCUCAUGUCCCCUGCUGCUCGACGGUUGGCGACUUCAAAACUUGGCAUCCGCCUCAGCACCGAUCCAGCUUUGCAAGCAUCGUAUACUCCGCGCCGUCGAUCGGGAGAUGAGACACCAACACCAAUUCAUGGACGGACACCUUCCACUCCAUCUUAUGGAACGCCACGAUCCUCACCGCUUGUUCGAGCUCGAGGUUCUGGCGCCGCUAAUCUGACCGACAAUCUUCUCCAGUUACCCAAACGCAAGGCUCAAGAUUUCUUUUAAAAUCAUUCACUUAAAUUAGCAUUGAAUAUUUGAUAGCCCCUUUACACCUGGUUGAAGUGUUGAGGGGCAGACUGUUGAUAGACCUGAAUGAAAUGGCUGAUAAGCUUGAAGCGAAUACAAAUGAGGUUGGCGAAAAGACUAUUUGUCUUUUCGUUGAUUUCCUCUUAAUAAUUGAAAGAA